CCAGCUUCAUGCUUAGGCGGGAUUGGAGGGGACAGGGACACCUCUCACUGUUUUCAUAAGAGGCACCUGGCUACCCACACCGCUUAAGAGGCACCGCUCACAAACCACCUCAGGGAACUCCUUGGGGGCGGGGAUAGAAGGAAGGAAGAAAACACCCUGGGGGUAGAGAGUGCAGGGUUGGGGAGGGAGGGAACUAGAGCACAGCAGGGGAGACAACCUGAGCCGACGCGGGCAGCCAGAGUCUUCCAGAGCCCAAAAUGCUGAGGACAUCCACUCCUGGGGGUGCUCUGAGCAGCUGGGCCCUCAGACUCCCUACUUCUUCUGGCAUCUUCCACCUCUGCCUCACAUUCUGGUUGGGCCAGAUGGGCUUGCUGCAGGGACACCCCCAGUGCCUGGAUUAUGGGCCCCCCUUCCAGCCCCCGGUGCACCUCGAGUUUUGCUCAGACUACGAGUCUUUCGGCUGCUGUGACCAGCACAAGGACCGCCGCCUCGCUGCUCGGUACAAGGACAUCAUGGAUUACUUUGAUCUCAGGGGCCAUGAGCUGUGUGGGGGCUAUAUUAAGGACAUCCUCUGCAGGUAGGCCUGAGAGUGCUCGCCCUAUGCCGCUCAUCUCUACGAUGCUGAGAACCCUCGGACGCCCCUCCGGAACCUUCCUGGCCUCUGCUCUGACUACUGCUCCGCAUUCCAUUCCAGCUGUCACUCUGCCAUCUCCCUACUGACCAAUGACCGUCACCUGCAGGGCUCACAUGAAAAGGAUGGUGCCCAUUUCUGCCACCUCCUCAACCUUCCUGACGAGGACUAUUGCUUCCCUAAUGUCCUGAGGAAUGACCAUCUCAACCGCAACCUGGGUGUGGUGGCCGAGGACCAGCAGGGCUGCCUGCAGCUCUGCCUGACCGAGGUGGCCAAUGGGCUGAAGAACCCGGUCUCCAUGGUCCACGCUGGGGACGGCACCCAUCGCUUCUUUGUGGCUGAGCAGGUGGGCGUGGUAUGGGUCUACCUGCCUGAUGGGAGCCGCCUGAAACAACCCUUCUUGGACCUCAAGAAGAUCGUGUUGACUACUCCCUGGAUAGGGGAUGAGAGAGGCUUCUUGGGGUUGGCUUUUCAUCCCAGAUUCCGCCGCAACCGGAAGUUCUAUAUUUAUUAUUCAUGUCUGGGCAAGAAGAAGGUAGAAAAGAUCCGAAUUAGUGAGAUGAAGGUUUCUCGGGCUGAUCCCAACAAAGCUGACCCCAGAUCAGAAAGAGUCAUCUUGGAGAUAGAAGAACCAGCCUCAAAUCAUAAUGGCGGACAACUUCUUUUUGGUGUGGAUGGCUACAUGUACAUUUUCACUGGGGACGGAGGACAGGCUGGGGAUCCCUUUGGCAAGUUUGGGAAUGCUCAGAACAAAAGCUCCCUGCUGGGGAAGGUGUUACGGAUCGACGUGAACAGGGCAGGCUCAGACAGCAGACCUUACCGAGUGCCCCCGGACAAUCCUUUUGUGGCCGAGCCAGGGGCCCACCCUGCCGUGUAUGCCUACGGGGUCAGAAACAUGUGGCGCUGUGCCGUGGACCGAGGGGAUCCCGUCACACGCCGGGGCCGAGGCCGGAUGUUUUGUGGGGACGUGGGACAAAAUAGGUUUGAAGAAGUUGACAUCAUUGUGAAAGGCGGGAACUACGGCUGGAGGGCCAAGGAAGGGUUUGAGUGUUACGACAGGAAGCUUUGUCACAAUGCCUCUUUGGGUGACAUUCUGCCAAUCUAUGCUUAUGGUCAUGCAGUGGGGAAGUCAGUCACUGGAGGAUACGUCUACCGUGGGUGUGAAUCCCCAAAUCUCAAUGGCCUCUACAUCUUUGGGGACUUCAUGAGUGGUCGACUUAUGGCUUUGCAGGAAGAUAGGAAAACCAAGAAAUGGAAGAAACGGGACAUUUGCCUUGGCAACACUGCAUCCUGUGCCUUCCCAGGGCUGAUCAGCACCUACAGCAAAUUUAUCAUCUCUUUUGCUGAAGACGAAGCAGGGGAGCUCUACUUCCUGGCCACCGCCUACCCCAGCGCCUAUGCUCCGCAUGGAUCGAUUUACAAAUUUGUUGACCCAUCGAGGCGAGCACCCCCCGGCAAGUGCAAGUACAAGCCAGUGCCGGUGCAAACCAAGAGCAAGCGUGUCCCGUUCAGGCCGCUCGCCCAGACCGUCUUGGACUUACUAAAGGAGCAGUCGGAGAAAGCUGCUAGAAAAUUCUCCAAUGCAACUUUAGCCUCCAGCCCAGAGCGGGCGUCGUCUCAGAAAGGCCCCUCCAAGGAGCCAGCUUCUCCCACCAGCAGCAGGAAGGCGUCUCAAAGGCCUGGUAGCAAGAAGAGAGCCAGAGUGUUGUCCCCAGGCCCCCAGGGCAAGAGGAAGCCAAGCCCGAAACCCCCCAGGGGCCGGGUCCAGCCGUCAGCACAGCCAAGGCGAGCUGGCAGAAGUCUCCCUCGGCCUCUUCUGUUAGGGUGGCUGACCAGGGCACGUGCCAGGGGAGAACCACAUCGCCGCGUGGAAGCUGCUCGUGGGGCUGCUGAACGUUGGCAUUAGCUGAAUGGGAGGCAGAGCUGGAGGUGGGGCAGGUAGAGGGAACUUGACUUAGGGCCGGAGCACUUGUCCUCUCUGCAGGAAUCUUGCUAUCUAAAUGGAGGGGUGCUCCUUCUCUGCUUCUGCAGAGGCAUCGGAUCCCACAGCGCCAGGGUGCUGGGCUAACCUCGGGCAGUGGUUAGCCUUGGACUCCCACUGCACCUUCUCUUAUUUCAUAAAUGCCUACAACUUUAAGGUAAUAAAUCAAUAUUUGCUCCAUCGGUCCUGUAUCCUUUGAUCUUUUGGAUGUUCGCCUGGCAUUAAGAAAUCUGGUGUGCUUCUACAGUUUGCCUAAGAGCCCUGUUUCACUCUCUUGCCUCUUCCCAGCUCCAGGAGGAAGCCUGUAGAGACA
Mustela erminea (ermine) is the source of this 2925-nucleotide messenger RNA. RefSeq names its product HHIP like 2 (gene HHIPL2). The record is from RefSeq and is a predicted model, not a curated record. The transcript has 9 exons. Lineage: Eukaryota; Metazoa; Chordata; Mammalia; Carnivora; Mustelidae.